AUGAUGGACUUUAGAAUUAUCCUUCGAAACAAAAAGCAAGGAAACCAUCAGAAGCAACCAACAACUUUGAAGGUGUGCUUGAACAGGGGAGACUUUUCCACGGCAUCCCACUCGUUGCAGCGACCGCGUGGGAUAUUCCGUCAAAAAAGAGCCAUAACGUCGGUGCACAUUGAAGAAGUUGGUACUGACGAUUCCCACUUUGUGCCUCAGCAAGUUUUGGCUUGUUCCACGUACUUGUCGGAGACUGCCCCCAAGCUGCAACACCUCACACUCGAAGAUGUGACACUGUCAACAAUUGCAGCACUGUCAACCAUGGUGGUGCCACUGGUUCAUUUGACCACCUUGACCUUGCAGCGUGUUCAUUUCCAUGGUGAAGAUGUUAGAAAAGACGACACUAUUACGACACGUUCCUCUGUGGAAACGAUCAUCCUCGAGUCUUGUGAAUUCACAAACUGCUCACUGGACGACGUGCUUGGUGGUGCAACCAAAGGUGGUAGCUUGACGAAGCUCGUGAUCCGAGAUACCCCCAUCUCAGAUGGCAAUCUGGAGUCCAUCAAUAAGAAGUUGAAUCCCAACAAUCCAUUAUCGAAUUUGGAAGACUUGGAAAUCACGGACAUGGGAUCAUCGCCCAAUCUAAAUGACUCCAUCACCGCCAUGGCAAAGGAUUUGAUGAAAGAGACAAUCAGGGCACCACAACGUAUCAAACUAUCUGGUAGCUUUUGGGGCCCAUCCAGCUGUCUCGCAUGGGCUAGCAUGCUCCAGAAAAAUACCACAAUACGCCACCUUUCGUUGGGCGGGAUUGAUUGGAAGGACUAUGGGACUCCGCUGGCACAGUCCCUGCAGCACAAUCAGACAUUGUUGACUUUGGAAUUGGACAAUAGGACGACCUAUCAUGACAGCGACAAUGAUUCCUUUCGUCAACAAGUGACUCCCCUGGUCCUGGCGUUGGCCAAGGAAAACCGAAGCUUGCAAGAAUUACAUCUGAAAUGGCCCUUUGUGUCUCCGUCAAUGGUCCGUCGAGUGUGCACCCAACCCAUGAUUGACAUGCUGCGAGAAAAUCCAGUUCUACGUCACCUGACUCUGGACGGCACUGGAACAUUGACCAGUCUGGAGAUGAAUUUCUACUUGCACUUGAAUCGGCGGGGCAUUCGCCAUUAUCACGAUAACAACGGCAUGAUCUACCAGUUGCUACGUUAUCACAAAGAAAGUGAUGAGGAUGAUUUGGAGUUUCUGAGUACCAUCUUUGUUCUCAUCCUCUCGAACCCAACCGCAUUGUCAAAUGCAGUUGUGUCCGGCCAGGAGAAGAGAGUCACCAGACCCCUUUCUGAAAAACGUAAUGGUCUCGGCUGGCUGCGGAACAAGUUGCGAGCUAGAGAGCAAGCGAUACAAGGCUAG
Messenger RNA from Seminavis robusta, 1395 nucleotides. The record is from the annotation of a GenBank genome assembly. NCBI's taxonomy places the organism in Eukaryota, Bacillariophyta, Bacillariophyceae, Naviculales, Naviculaceae.